AUGGAGGAAACAAUAGCCGAAUUACGACGUCAGAUUGAAGAACAGCAAAGGCUGCGAGAAGCGGCAGAGCGCCGUGAGGAGGAGGAGAGACAGGCCCGCCAGCGUCUAAUUAUCGGCCCUCUCACUGGAAACCAGAUCGGAAAAUACACCACACACGCGCUCGCGCUCGCGCGCGUUGUCAACCGGGCGCAGCUACACCGAAGCAUUCGUCCACUGAAGGUAGCGGCAGUGAUCAAGAAUCGCAUUCGCCAUCCGCCGCAGCCGCGUCGCGCAUCCGAUCGAGCCGCGGCCAAGGCAACCACCGCCAAUCAACCCGGGGAGGUGAAAGGACACGAGCCGGCCGAGACCAUAAACAGACCCCUCGGCAAGACGGACCUUCUACGCGACCAUACUGCACCAUUGCGUGCAUCCGCGGCUUGGCUAACCGAGAACCACUGGAUAAGAAUUGCCCCAACUGGGAACUCCACGGUGGUCGGAGACACUCCAUCGGACCGCAGGAGUUCACACGUCAGCUCCAUCGUCAACUGGCCCGAGAUCGGGAGCUUGGAUUCGAACAGCUACACACAUUUCUCGCUACUGAAUUAUAUAUAUAUAUAUAUAUAA
This is a messenger RNA of Aspergillus luchuensis, 603 nucleotides long. RefSeq lists its product as uncharacterized. Bases 1 to 603 code for a protein of 200 amino acids. The transcript has 2 exons. The record is from RefSeq and is a predicted model, not a curated record. NCBI's taxonomy places the organism in Eukaryota, Fungi, Ascomycota, Eurotiomycetes, Eurotiales, Aspergillaceae.